This is a messenger RNA of Trypanosoma grayi, 2937 nucleotides long. RefSeq names its product putative TPR-repeat-containing chaperone protein DNAJ. Bases 1 to 2937 code for a protein of 978 amino acids. The transcript has a single exon. NCBI's taxonomy places the organism in Eukaryota, Euglenozoa, Kinetoplastea, Trypanosomatida, Trypanosomatidae. Gene Ontology annotation, molecular function: protein binding. The record is from RefSeq and is a predicted model, not a curated record.
AUGAGUGUGCGCCAUUUAGGUGGGGCCCUGCGGUGGGUUGUCGUUGAAUCGCUCGAAGAGCGACUUGAGGCGAUGCAGGAACGUCUCUCCAACUGGGGCUUCGCAGGGGUGACACUCGGCGCCAAAGCGGCACCAGGCGCCCCACGAGGGUGCAAGAGAGUCAAUGUGCCGCGGGAUAUGAACAGUCGCGUGGAGGCCUUCGUCCAAGAAGACUGUAGCCACACGGGUAACACCGCCGAGGAGGCAGUUGAGACAGAAGAGCUUUUGCUUCGACGACAGUUACGCGGCCUUGAUCAGGUGAGCGCCAUGAUUCUUGCGGAAAUAAAUCGUAGCGGUGAUGCUGGAAAUGUUUCUCGCGUGAGGGCACUUGAAAAAGAGCUACAGGAGGCCGCGGAAUUGAAGUGCAGCGCAGCUCAUUGUCUCGAGACACGUGUGGCGGAAGAGGGAAGGAAUUCCAGCGAGUUCAACACGCUCUCCUCGGAGUGCACCUCAGAAGGCACAUCGUCGACCUCCGCCACUAACACCACUUCCCCUCCGGUGCUUUUGACAUCGGAUGCCAAUGAAGGCGCUAGCAGUCAGGCGCGCUGCAACAGUGAUCAAACGUUGGGCACACAUGGUCCCACCGGCUGUGAUUAUGAGAGGUCCUUUCGUCGUUGUUCUUCGGCGGGACAACCGCGUGAACAACCCACACAUCACCGGAUGUAUGAAUGGCAGGGGAAGGAGCCCGGCAGCGUCGGUGCGCCGCGCACUGAGAGACGCCGUUCUGCCGCUUCCCCGUCGAGGCACCAACAGAUGCAAAAAGAUCUUUUCCGCGUUUAUGGAGUCUCCGUGGCCCCGGAGCGACCGAGGACGAAUCGACCUGCAACCGUACAAACUCAUUAUAGACGUUUUACCACCGGCGAAAACAGCAGCAACAACAGCAUCAACCGCUACCCACAGGAUGCCGAGGGAGAAGAGAUGAUGUGUGACAAAUUCCCCGCCAAGGGCAUCGAGGUUGUUGACGCGUCGGGUACUGGUGUGUCUGUAGUAGUGCGACGCAUGGUUCGACCCACACAAAGGCAAAGACGAAACUCCUGCGCACCCGCAUUUGAGGCGGUGAAUAAGGCGCACAUGGCACGGCGACCUGUACUGAGAGUGCGCCGAGAUGUACAAACUAGCAAGUCGCAAAGCAUCAUUCCCGGGCUCAGGGAGGCCACUGAAGCCGCUGCGGAGGCUAUCGAUGCGGCGAUGACGGCUGUGGCGGCAUCCUCCACGUCCGCGCCGCAUACACCACGUUCUUCGAUUGAUCGAGAGCCGCUAUAUCGCCGCGGCAGUAGCAGCCUCCGCCUAUCUCGGGAGAACAGCGUGGAGUGUGGGACUCUGCUCAACAAGCGUCGUGUAAGAAGUGCUCAUCCCCGUCGCAUCGUCCAUCAGGAUGCCGAAUUUGUGCAGGCCCGCCGCGAGGAAGGCAACCGUCUCGUUCAGAAUAAGCAGUACGAGGAGGCGGUGCGGGCAUACAGUGAGGCUAUUGAACGCGACCCUGAAAACGAUAUUAUACUUUGCAACCGUGCUGCAGCAUAUUUGUUCAUGAACCAACAUGCCCUCGCUCUCCUUGACUGUGAAUCCGUUCUGCACCGCUCCCCUUCCAACUUCAAGGCCCACUGGCGGGCAGCCAAAGCGCUCCUCUACGCAAACAGAGUUCAGGAGGCAAAGCGUCACUACCGUGUUGCACGCGAGUUGUGCAUUGAUCCAUUAGAGGAGCGUGCCAUUGGGGAGGAAGUCAAGGCGAUGCGGGCCUUUGAAAUGUACUAUGUUCACAUGAAGGAGUGUCGGUGGAUAGACGGUGUGUCGUGUGCCGACCAGCUUCUUCGCGCGUUCGGCUCGACGGGAGCUGCGAGCCUGCCGUGGCGCUGUCGAAAGCUGGAGGCGCUUCUUCACUUAGAUCCUUGGCGUGCGUUAGAAGAUAUCAAGCGGCUCCGGGAAAUGCACCCUGAAUAUGCUGAGCUGCUGUUUCUGCAUGCCAAGUCCCUGUUUUUCUGUGCGCAUGAUGCGAAGUCUACAGAGGAGGCGCUUCAGCUCGUGAGCGCUGCCCGAACGCAGAAGGUGAGCGAAGGCGGUGUGGAGGACACCCGCUACGCCAUGCUGGAGCGCACAGUGAUGUCCUUUGAGCGCCACCGCGAUCGCGGCAACACAGCGUAUAGCAACGGCGAUUGGGGGGAGGCGUACGCGGCGUACACGCGGUGUCUCUCCCUGGACCCACUCAACAAGUCGCUCCUUGCCGUGACAUACUGCAAUCGCGCUGCGGCCUGCAUGCAGGGUGGACGCUGGAACGAAGCACUAAGCGAUGUGCAUCGUUCCAUUCAAAUCAACGGUGGUAGUGCCAAGGCCUAUUCACGGCGAGCGCGCAUACAUCUUCACUUUUUCUCCCAGAGAGCCGCUUCAACCAUUGACAACCUUGAACUCGCGAUCAAGGACCUUAACAAGGCGGUGGAACUUGCUCCAACCGACGAGAACCAACAACACCUUGCCGAGGCGUUGAGGAUGCGACAAAUGAGGGAAGAGCGGCGGAAGGAGUCUCAGAGUGGUAGUAGUAGCAGCAACGGUGACGACACUAGCGAAAAGCGCAGGUUUCAUGCCAAGAAUCCGUAUCACCAAUCUGGUUUUUUCCGGUCACAACGGAAGCCGAAUGGAAAGAGUAACAGCGGUAGCAACCAAAACGAGAGUUUGGGAUUAGGUUCCUUGAAGGCAGACUGUGCCAAGGUUUUAGGUUUGGACAGCUCCAUUGGUUUAGACGUAAAGUCUCUUGCAAAGGCGUACCGCGAGGCGGCACUGCGGUGGCAUCCCGACAAGUGGGCCGGGGCAGGGCAGAGUGAGCACCACGUGGCCGAGCAGAAAUUUAAAGAAAUCAACAUGGCAUACCAAUCGCUGAAGGAGAUGAUUGUGCGGUGCCAAGUGUGA